AUGGGUAAUCGUAAAAGAGUGUUUGAUUUACUUCGAACAAUCAACGUUGCGUCAUGUCAAUGUCCAGCUCAUGGAAAUCGCGGCAAUAUUCAAGUGUCGAAUGCUACUCCACAAAAAGACUAUGCUUUUGAAAUAAAAUGCUCGACUGUAAGAUAUGGAUUGGGAGUGACUCGGGAGGUAGGCCAGGACCUGGUGAACAUGAAUGCAAAAAACGUCUGUGUAAUGACAGACCCUAAUGUUGUCAAAUUGGAUCCUGUGAAGGCUACUCUUGACUCACUUACAAGAAACGGAGUCAAUUAUAAAGUGUAUGACAAGGUCCGAGUAGAGCCUACAGACACGAGUUUCAAAGAUGCAAUAGCAUUUGCUAAGGGGAACAGCUUCGAUAGUUUUGUGGCGGUUGGAGGUGGUUCUGUGAUGGACACAUGUAAAGCAGCCAAUCUAUAUUCUUCCGAUCCUGAUGCUGAUUUCCUGGACUAUGUAAAUGCUCCAGUGGGCAAAGGGAAACCUAUCAAUGUUCAUUUGAAGCCUAUGAUUGCUAUUCCAACAACGAGUGGUACAGGCAGUGAGACUACUGGCGUCAGUAUCUUCGACUACGAGUCUAUACACGCCAAGACUGGUAUAUCACACGGCGCUCUGCGACCUGUGCUUGCCAUGAUCGAUCCGCUCCACACCCUUACCAUGCCGGAGAAGGUAUCCAACUACUCAGGCUUCGACAUAUUCUGCCACGCGCUGGAGAGUUUCACAGCAAUUCCGUACAAUGAGAGGACGCCAGCGCCACCCAACCCGGCGCUAAGACCAACGUACCAGGGCAGCAACCCAAUAUCCGAUGUAUGGGCGAGAUUUUGCUUACAGACCCUUCAAAAAUACUUUACCCGCUCGGUGUACAACGCUGAUGACUUGGAGGCACGGUCGUGCAUGCAUCUUGCGGCUACGAUGGCUGGCGUGGGCAUCGGCAACGCUGGGGUACACUUGUGCCAUGGACUCGCGUAUCCCAUUGCAGGGAACGUUAAAUCUUUCAUACCCAACGAUUAUGGUGCAGAUCCAAUAAUCCCGCACGGUCUAUCAGUGGUGAUGACAGCACCUGCAGUGUUCCGCUUCACGGGUCCCAGCGACCCGGCCAAGCAUUUAGAAGCUGCAAGUAUCCUUGGAGCUGAUGUCUCGAACGCGAAGGAGGCUGACGCCGGCAAGGUCCUGCCGACACGAUUCUUAAGUACAUGGACACUAUGAAGAUUGAGAACGGACUUAGCUCACUUGGGUAUACUAGAGAGGAUAUUCCUGAGUUAGUCAAAGGGGCGUUACCACAGAAACGUUUGUUGAGUAUGACGCCGCUACAGCAGACGGAAGAGGAUUUGUCCAAGUUAUUGGAAGACUCGCUCACUAUUUACUGA
This is a messenger RNA of Spodoptera littoralis (African cotton leafworm), 1388 nucleotides long. Lineage: Eukaryota; Metazoa; Arthropoda; Insecta; Lepidoptera; Noctuidae. The record is from the annotation of a GenBank genome assembly.